Molecule: messenger RNA, 804 nt
Organism: Paramormyrops kingsleyae
Lineage: Eukaryota; Metazoa; Chordata; Actinopteri; Osteoglossiformes; Mormyridae
Source: RefSeq, a predicted model, not a curated record
AUGGUUACUGCCGCUAUGCUGCAGCUGGAGCGGCUGGUGGUGACGGGUGCAGAUGAGCCUGUCUAUGCACAUGCUGGAGAGGAUGUGACUCUCAGCUGCUCUCUGGACACCCAUGUUAAUGUGACAGAGCUUCAGGUGAAAUGGAUAAAGACAGAUGAUGACGGUGACAUCUUAGUGCUUCUGUUCGCUGAUGGAGAGAACAGACCAGAGUCACAGGAUGGGAGAUACUCUGGAAGAGCUGAAUUCUUCACAGAGGAAAUUCCCAAAGGAAACUUCUCAAUGAAACUGAGGAAAGUCAGGACUGAAGACAAAGCAGAGUUCAGGUGUGAAGUCCACUCAGAUACUGAUUCUACCAGUACUACUGCCAGGAUAGCAGCACUGGGUUAUUCCUCCCUGCAUUGGCUAAUUCUGGGGCUGUGCAUCGCUGUCACACCUGUAGUCCUACUUACUGGUGCUUUAUCUGUCAGCCAUUUAAGAAGUGGAGGAGCUGCAUCUGGUGAGACGGACAGUCUAUCCUGGGUGUCUGUAGGUGAAAGCAGACAGGCUCUGUUGAGUCACUGCUCACAUGUCAUAGUUCCACCAGUCAUGGUUUCCGCAGCAUUCAUCCUGUGGGGUGUAACUGAAGGAUCCAGAGAAGAGGCUGUUACUGGUACUGCCAUCAGUCUGCUGUACAUCCUGGUGUUGAUUAAUAUGGCUCCAUAUCGGAAAUUCUUUACACUUACAGGGCAAUUAAUUAUACGCAUCACCUUGAGAACUGCAUUUCCCAUCAUUCUGGUGGGUGCCCUAACAGCUUGUUGCCAUUGA